Messenger RNA from Baudoinia panamericana UAMH 10762, 1038 nucleotides. RefSeq lists its product as uncharacterized. Gene Ontology annotation, cellular component: Golgi apparatus; endoplasmic reticulum; perinuclear region of cytoplasm. Gene Ontology annotation, biological process: vacuolar transport; ubiquitin-dependent protein catabolic process; metal ion transport. The transcript has a single exon. The coding region runs from base 1 to 1038 and encodes 345 amino acids. The record is from RefSeq and is a predicted model, not a curated record. Lineage: Eukaryota; Fungi; Ascomycota; Dothideomycetes; Mycosphaerellales; Teratosphaeriaceae.
AUGCGUGUACAGGUAGCAGCAGACGAUGUCGACGAACAUGCGAUUGCGCCUAAUAUAAACAACGAUGUCCCGAACUCGCCGCCACCUUCCUUCCGCUCGCGUGCCAGCUCCGGCCGGCCUUCAUAUGAUGACGCACACCAAAGCGAAGAGCAGCGGAAUCUCAACGAGGCUUUCGAUGCGCCUUCAGAUGACGAGGACGACGAGCACAAUCCCCAUGACCAGCGAAGAUUAAUAUCUGGACCGCAAUCACCUAACGCCGAGACUCCGACUACAGAUGAGGCGCAGCAGAGACCAGCAGUGGGAGCGCGGCGGGUCACGGAGAUACCAGUCUUCCAGCCCACAGCACCUAGCGGUAGGGUUGUGGGCGGUGGCAGUAACGACGGCGUGUGGGCAAAUCUGAACGCAAAGCCUCGCGCCGGUGACGAUUUGGAGGAGAAACCGCCGACCUACGAACAAGCAGCCGCAGACGCAACGCCACCCUACUGGGAAACGACCGUGCUGUCACCGUACGCCUCGACCGGCAAUCCGGACGAUGUCUUCGUAGACGGUCUGCUUGUGGGCAGCCUCUUCUCCUUCGUCUGGAACGCUCUGAUCUCCAUGUCCUUCCAGCUCAUCGGGUUCUUACUUACCUACCUUCUUCACACCACGCAUGCUGCCAAGCAUGGCUCUCGGGCGGGCCUGGGCAUCACGCUCGUACAGUACGGCUUUCAGAUGCGCUAUGCGGCUUCACGUGGCGCAGACCCCGGCAUGCCGUCAGCGCCGGUGGACGGCGUGCCAGACGAUCCAAAUGCGCAUGACUUUGCUUCCAACCAGGUCGCAACCGGAGGUCCCGGCUCGCCGGUCGAUGCAGCUGCUGGGCUAUCGACGAGCGACUGGUUGGCGUACGUCUUGAUGAUUGUUGGUUGGUUUAUCUUGAUUCGGGCAGUCUCCGACUUCAUGCGUGCCAGGAGGCAGGAGCAGCUUGUACGAUCGAGUCCGGACAGAGGGCUUGGAGUUGCUGUCGUAGCUGAGGGCGAAUCUCCGGAAACAAGCGCAUAA